This is a messenger RNA of Solenopsis invicta (red fire ant), 6105 nucleotides long. It is a transcript of the gene Usp47, whose product is annotated as ubiquitin carboxyl-terminal hydrolase 47. Gene Ontology annotation, molecular function: cysteine-type endopeptidase activity; cysteine-type deubiquitinase activity. The transcript is spliced from 18 exons. Gene Ontology annotation, cellular component: cytosol; nucleus. Lineage: Eukaryota; Metazoa; Arthropoda; Insecta; Hymenoptera; Formicidae. The coding region runs from base 477 to 4424 and encodes 1315 amino acids. The record is from RefSeq and is a predicted model, not a curated record. Gene Ontology annotation, biological process: protein deubiquitination.
UAUCUUUUAACGCGGCUGAGCGGAUAUUUGUAUUUACAUAACACGCGUAAUACACGCGUGACGCGCGAGUGAUGCUAGUAAUGCGGCACGAUUUAACCGGAUCGAGAGAUCCCUGAUGAUAACGUCUUCGUCGAUGUCAAUUUGUUUAAAGCAAUUCCUUCCAUUGCUCCCUGUGUCUUGUGCAUGAAGUACUUGGACACAAAGUACUUGUAGAGACUGCCGAAGUUUUAUUAAAUAUCUUGAAUCUUCUCUCUCUAAUCGUUACAUUAUCUUCUACAUAUUGUUAUAUGUCGAUUGUUAUUUGUCAAAUACCAGUUAUGUUUAUCGCAAUUGAAUACAUUGAUAUAUUUAUUGCUCUAGACAAAAUUUAUCAUAUCUGAAGUGCGAUUGAGUGCACAUUGCGAAAGUUGGCUCAGUUCAUUAGGAAUAAACAAUCUAAAGUAUACAUCACAAAUAGACCAAAAAAAAAAUAGAUCAUGGUUUGCAAAGCCGGUGACAAGACUCGAGUAUGUGUCAUUCAAUUUAAUAUGCCUUUGGAGGCAAACCAUAAACUUUGUACCAGCAACAAAUAUCCCUUAUAUGUAUCUACAUGCGUCAAGGAAGUCUACAGUUAUAUUGAAGAACACUAUGAAAUGCGACCGGAUAGCUUUAAGUUGCUUCUACACACAUCAAUUGAUAAUCAUAGUAAAUUGUUUGAUUUGUCUGAUGCAAAAGACAAAACAAUGGAACAGCUUGGAUUGGAUUUCUCAGUUGAUUUAUCUGACGUGAAACAUACUCUAUUUGUCGUUGAUCCAGUAGAACCCUUUGUUUUUGACUUAACGUCAUUAAAGGACUUUAGUCUGCCAACGUUUAAUCACACAAGUGUACCGUCCCUUCAGCCAAUAUGGACUGAGGAGAAUAUUGUUAGGAAAGAUGUUAAGGACGAUGUUGGAUAUGGUAGAGAAGAAGUUAAUUUCAGAAGUUUUAUUAAAACUGAAACAAGCUACGUCGGUUUAGUCAAUCAAGCAAUGACUUGUUACUUGAAUAGUCUUCUACAAGCUUUAUACAUGACACCAGAAUUUCGUAAUGCAUUAUACAAUUGGGAAUAUGUGGAUGGUUCAGAAAAGGAUGAAGCUCUAAGCAUACCAUAUCAAUUACAGAAAUUAUUUCUCAAUUUACAGACGUCUACAAGAUCUGCAGUAGAAACUACAUCUUUAACGAAAAGUUUUGGAUGGGAUUCUACCGAGGCAUGGCAACAACAUGAUAUUCAAGAACUUUGUAGAGUUAUGUUCGAUGCAUUGGAACAAAAAUUCAAAAAUACGGAACAAGCAGAUCUAAUCAAUAGACUUUACGAAGGAAAGAUGAUCGAUUACGUUAAAUGUCUUGAGUGUGGAACAGAGAAAUCAAGAGAAGAUACUUUUCUCGAUAUCCCAUUACCAGUUAGACCAUUUGGAAGCAAUGUUGCAUAUAAUAGUGUGGAGGAAGCAAUUAGAGCGUUUGUUCAAUAUGAAACAUUGGAAGGAGUUAAUCAGUAUCAUUGUGAAAAGUGCAAUAAGAAAUGUGAUGCGCAUAAAGGCUUGAAGUUUACGAAAUUUCCAUAUUUAUUAACAUUACAUCUCAAACGAUUUGAUUUUGAUUAUAAAACUUUCCACAGAAUCAAGCUCAAUGAUAAAGUUACGUUCCCGGAUAUAUUAAAUUUGAACUCUUUUAUCUCGUCCACAACGAGUCAAGAAUCUCCCGGUGGUGAGGAAGACAUUGGCUUAGGUAUCAAAUGCGAUGAUAGUUCUACGACAGAUAGCGGUACUUUAGAUGAUGAUUGUGCGCCAUGCGACAACAGCCUUUCCAACAGUAAUCAUUCAGCCAGUCAUGAUCAAGAUGGUGAUCAUCAAGAUGAUCAUGAUCAUCAAGAUGAUGAAGGUAUUGAUAUGAGCAACGGACCGUCGACGUCGAGUUGUGCUACGCAUAGUCAUGAGAACGAAAAGAAUCGUGGUACUUAUAUGUUGGGAAAAGGCCCAUAUAUGUAUGAACUGUUCUCAAUCAUGAUUCAUAGUGGCAGUGCGAGCGGAGGUCAUUAUUAUGCUUAUAUAAAAGAUUUCAGAACUCAAGAAUGGUUAUGUUUUAAUGACCAGAGUGUAACUCAGAUAACUCAUGACGAUAUUCAGAAAACAUAUGGCGGUGGGCCUUCAAGGGCGUAUUAUAGCGGUGCAUAUAGCAGUAGCACGAAUGCAUAUAUGCUCAUGUAUAGGCAAAUCGAUCGUGCUCGUAAUACUCUACCUAUGCAAACCCAAGAUUUUCCACAACAUAUUCAGGAAUUAUUGAAGAAGAUGAAGGAAAAUGAAGAUAAUGAUAGAAACAAUCGUGAAAAGCAAAUGUCUAUAGAUAGAAGAUUGAAAGUGUAUUGUCAUCAUCCGGUAGAAGGAAAAUUAUUAAAUAUCAAAUUAUAUGUCAUGCCUGAUAUUACUUGGGCUGAAGCAACAGAGAAAGCAUAUAAGAAAUUUGGUCUUGAAAAUGUAGUGAGUCUGGAUCAGUGUCGUUUAGUUAGCUAUGAACAUAAUACUGAUUUAAUUGAAUGUAGUUAUGAUGAUCGAGAGCAUGAACCUGUUGGAAAAAUAUGGCGUGUUUCACGUCGAUUUGAUUUAUUAUUAGAAAUUCGUCGCAAAGAUCAAAAGUUCGAAACGUAUUUACCAGGUGGAGUUGCAACUAAAGUAUUUGUCAUAGAUGUAGCUCGAGAGGAGGUAAUUGACGGUCCGAUCGAUAUCAGAGGUUUAUUGUUACAAAGUGUUAAAGAAUAUAAACAAACCGUAGGAAAAAUUAUUAAUGUGGAUCCUAAAGAAAUGAAAGUAAUAUUGCAAAAAUUUUCGGAAACUAGACCAGUGGAAAAUGAUGAUAGUGAUCUUCAUACUGAAGGAUUUUAUAACGCAAGUAAAAUAUUCAUAUCAACGAUGUAUGAUAUAGAUAAUAACAAACCUUUUCAAGAAUCAACAGUACACAGAAUCAUAGAGAAUUUUAGACAUGUUAUUUCUCUGCAUGUCCAGUUACCAGAUAUCAGUAAAGAAAGUUUGGAAUUGAAUAUCCCGUUAUUAGACGAUAAAUACGAGAAAAAGGAAAAUUCUGUUACUAGUGGUUCAUCUAAACUUUGCGUUUUUGAAUCACAUUGGGAUACCAUUUUGAAAUACAGUGAAACCUCGAAAAGUUGUACACGAAGUAGCGAGGAUUCCACCAUAUAUACGUCUUAUAAAUUUAUAAGUCCUCAGUUAGAAGAGGCUGAGGAAUGGAAUACUCCUGAACAAAGUAACAGUGAAGAUAGCAGCCUUAGUGAUAGUGAUAAAACGUUGGUCGGUGAUGCGCCGGAAGGUGUCGAUAUUGAACCGCAAUCAAUGUGGCCUAGGCGCAGCUGUUUUAAGGAUUAUAAAAUUUCAAAGAAAUUCGAAAUAGAAAACUGGGAUAUUGAUGACGAUUCCGAUUACUACUUUAGAGCUACUCCAUACGCAGAUAGUACUCAACAAAAAUUACUUAAAGUAUUAGUGGAUAAAAGAAUGAGAUUGAGCACUUUGAAGAAAGAUUUAGUACCAUUUGUAGGUGUACCUGUGGAGUAUUUUAAAAUUUUUCGUCUAUCGAGUUCUGGCGAAUCAGAAUGCAGCUGUUUGACGGAGCAGCUUAAUUCAUACGAAGAUGGUGAGAGACUUAAUGUAAAACUCGGUCGAGCUUUGCGUAACGGAGAAUUUAAAGUAAAAUUAUAUCAGCUAUUGAUCGACUCCACUGAGCCUUACAAAUUUUUAUGCGAAUGGAUUGUCUCGAAAGAUAUGACGGUUGGACAUGCGAAAAAAGAGAUAUUAGCAGAAAUAAAGAGAAAAUAUGAUAUAGAUAUACCAUAUGAAAAAUGCCGACUUAGGAAAAAGUAUUAUAAGACAGCCUCAAAGGUAUUUCUAAACGAACAGAAGUUUGCCGAUCUUCGAUUUCAUUCGCAAUUUGAAAUGAUUGUUCAAGAGCUACCAGAUAAAGAAACAGUCACAGACACUAAUCAAAUUGUCUUGUUCGUCAAGAGGUGGUUGCCAGCAAAAUUACAAUUGGGACAAUUUCAAGAAAUUGUUAUGGAUAGCAGAACCGUUGAAGAACUAAAAAAGAAACUUUCCUCAAUAUCAGAUAUUCCGGAAGAGCAUAUAGAUAUAGCAAAGGGGAAAGGUAAUUUUCCAUGUGACAAUUCUGUGCUGCGGAUCCAAAAUGAGCAUGAUUGGAACGAACAUCACGAUAGUUUAUCUUUCAAUUUUGAAGAUGGUGCCGUCUUCUUGUAUAGGGACAAUAGGGAAAAACCAAUAGAUUUAGAUCCUGGCGACGUAAUGGAAAUCGCUCUUAAGGAAAAUUCACGCUUAACACCGCUUUCUACUACUUCGAGUUACAGUCCACGUCGGGAGAGAGCACUUAAAAUAUAUUUGGAUACCGAAUGAUCGUCCAUAGAGAGAGAGCGCCAAUCUCCUAAAAAUGAGUUGCUAAAUAGACGGAUGUGUGAACACAAAACAUUUUCGCUUAAAAUGAUUAGAUAUUGGAUAUUAGCAAAAUCAUAUUUCUUCAAUGCAAUAUUUCCUCAAAUGCCAAAUGUUUUGUGUUCCAGUGAGUCUUCAGCAUUUCAAAGCUUCCGCGUUCCUAAAAGUUUUCGGCUUUUUCUCGAAACUAUUGGAUUUUUGAAAGUGUUUGGAUUCAUGAAUUGUUAUAUAGUAACACAUAAUUCGGAAUCUCGGUACUCGUACCUGAUUUCGAGAUUUCUAGACUUUAUAUGAAGUGUAAAAUAUGUCCAAUAUCACCUGGUCUGUUGAAUCAGUUUUCCAUCUAUAGAAUCGAAUUAAGCAGCACAAUUAACUGUAAAGAGAAACUAAUGAUAUAGCAAUGAGAGCAAAUUUUUUGUUUUAAUGAAAAUUCACGUGUGUGAUUUUUCAAUAAUUUGCAUGACAAUGUAACUUGUGUUCCUGUUACCUUACUAUUCUUAUGAAUUUGCUCGGGUUUUUUUUCUAUUGCAUGUAGAGAAACCUUUAUAUCAUUAUAUGUUAAAAUAUAUUUAUAAAAUAGGUAUUGUGCUCUUUGUUGGAACGGUUAUUGUCUGUCUAGUAUUAUAUAAGAACUGCACUAGUACAAAAACUAUCCUCGACAAUACUUUUGUUGUUAUUUAUCUGGCAUAUACAAUGUGAUUAACUUGUAUUUUUCUAAUAUAUCAAAUGAUUAUAAAUUUACUACUUUAUGAAACUUUAAUAAGCUUUGCCAACUAUUUUCGAAUUUAAAAUGUAUUAUAUAUAGCAUUUUAACGUGGUAAUUAUGUGAUGGCGUGUGUCAAAUUACUAAAUGUGAUCAAUUUUUUAAUAACAGAUAUAUUAUCAUAUGUACGUUUUAUUAUUUUUCACUUAACCGAAAUAUACUAAUAAUGUGCAUGAAUUCGGAAAUAGUGAUAGUUUUUUUUUUAGAAAGAAAUUUUGCGAUAGAAAAUGAUUUUUUAUGUCUCUUAUUCUUAUUACCAAUAUACAUAAAACUCGAGAGCAUUUCUGCUCAAUUUAUAUUUGAUUUCAUUUGUACUUUAAAAUAUGUACGUAUCAUCUUUGUAACAACACUUACAAAUACUGAAAAUAACUUCUUAUAGGUUCAAGAGAUGUGCACGGAAGUGUUCUGACUUGAAAGUGUGAAACAUUCAUUGCUGUAGCUGCCAAUAUUUAUUUGCUUGGAGAAGCUGCUUUCUAUUAAUUUUUUUUCUCGUAAAGAUGAAAGAUUGAUUGAAGUAGACCAAGUGGUAACUUGAUAGUUCUAUUUGUUGCAUCUUUAUUUAUUUUGUUAUCCUCUAUUAACGUUUUAUUUAUCAUUUUGGAGCUAGGCUUCACAUAUCGUUUGAUCGUUUUUAUAUAAUCGUUGAACGAAGAAAAAUAUCAAUGCUGAUACUAUCUUUUUUAACAAGGUAGAUGAAGGCAAUGAGAUACAUUUGAUCCUUUUUGUGAAUAAAUUAAUUGUAAGAUCGUGGAAUACAUCUCUCUGGACACGAAUAAACAGAUUAUAAUUUGAAACUCUUUAAUAAUCGGCGAUGAAGGUUAUUCUCUGUAUAAUACACUAAAGUUAUGAAACAAAUUAUAUUUAUAAUUAUUAACAAUGAAA